UAAUUCAUCCUGCUAGUUGAACAUGAAAUAUUAUAUUGUUAUUUUAUUAUUUAUCUGCCAUGUUACCGAAGCUUUCGAGGAAACUCAAACGUUAAGUACUUUGGAUAUGGACCAACUCUUGCCAAACGAAACAAGUGAAUUCAUCCCUGAAGAUUACCUAAAAAAUAUGAAACCUCCUACUCUAUUUGGAGAACCUAUGGAAGUUGGUUUUAGUAUGCGAAUUUAUGUUAUAAGUUCUAUUGAUGUGAACAGCAUGGAAUUUAGCAUAGAUAUGUACGUUAAACAAGAAUGGCAAGAUACUAGAAUUACUAUUCCAGAUGAAAUAUACGAGUCUGAUCGAGACGCGGUACAUUUGUCAUCGAGAAUAUUCCAGAAUUUAUGGCAACCAGAUUUGUACUUCUUAAACUCUAGAACUGAAGACAAGCCGACUAUGGCUCACAAAUACGCAUCAGUUGUUUUGUUUAAAAAUAAAACCAUAAGAUAUUUACAAAAAGUGCAUGCUGUUGUAGCUUGUCAAAUGGAGUUUUCUAAUUUUCCCAUGGAUACUCAGAUCUGUCCUAUAUCAGUUGAAAGUUUUGCCCACACCAAUAACUUAAUGAAGUUAAAAUGGAUAGGGCAUGGAGUUUCUCUUAAUCCUGAAAUUAAACAUCAACAAUAUAGGAUAUUGCCAGUGAAUUUUAAAGAAAGCGAUGAAUACACUACAGAAAAAAACGGAAACUUUUCCAGACUAAUCGUGUAUUUCGCUUUUGAAAGACAUAUCGGCCAUCACCUGAUUCAGAUUUACGCUCCCUCAACUUUAAUAGUGGCUCUUUCCUGGUUCAGUUUCUGGUUAGAUUUUGAUGCUAUACCUGGUAGAGUGACUUUACUAGUAACGUGCCAGCUGUCUUUGGUCACUAUGUUUUCAGAUCUUCGCGAUGAAACCCCACCAGUGGAUUACAUAAAGGCGUUAGAUAUAUGGAUGGCAGGUUGCAUGAUAUCUGUGUUUGGAGCAGUUGCAGAGUUUGUCAUAGCUAAAGUGUUUUUUGGAAAAUACAACGACCACAAGAAAAAGGAACAGGAGCAAAAAAUACAAGAUGUAAGGGUUUCCAUAGCAAGUGAAUUUACGGAUCCAAAUUCUUCACAAUAUAAAAACGACUUUUGUUACAAUACAACCAAACAAAAAUCUCUACAUCUUUACUGGAUCACUGGCGAGGGAAAAGAGAAAGUUUUAUGGAAAGAGCUGGAUCGCACUUCACGAUAUUUUUUCCCUCUUGUUUUCUUUGUUUUUGCUACUAUUUACUGGACCAUGAUGAUUUAUGGAAGAGAACAUUUUAGAAGACUACAAGAUUUUAUUUAACGAAACUUUGUUGAGUAUUUGAUAAAUACUAUUUAAAUAAAUUAAUUGUAUAUACAAAGUA
Molecule: messenger RNA, 1397 nt
Organism: Diabrotica balteata
Lineage: Eukaryota; Metazoa; Arthropoda; Insecta; Coleoptera; Chrysomelidae
Source: the annotation of a GenBank genome assembly